Carassius gibelio (silver crucian carp) is the source of this 1344-nucleotide messenger RNA. RefSeq lists its product as uncharacterized. Bases 141 to 1322 code for a protein of 393 amino acids. Gene Ontology annotation, cellular component: nucleus. The record is from RefSeq and is a predicted model, not a curated record. The transcript has a single exon. Gene Ontology annotation, biological process: chromatin remodeling. Lineage: Eukaryota; Metazoa; Chordata; Actinopteri; Cypriniformes; Cyprinidae.
UGAAGUGUGUGCAGGUUACACAUUCUUCUGGAGCAGAUGAGGCCAGGAGGAGAGACGUGAUGCUGAUAUUGGUUUUGCAGUAAAAAAAUCACCUGGUCAACCAACUGGCUAGCCAACCCAAGGGGAUAAACGACCGUUUAAUGACCUUACAGCUCCACCUAUUUGGUAAAAAGGCGGCCACCAUCAUCAGUGCCUAUGCCCCUACCAUGUCCAACUCUGAUGAGAUCAAAACCAAGUUUUAUAAUGACUUGGAAGUCAGUAUUGCUGCUACAGCCAGCUCGGAUAAACUUCUUAUACUGGGUGAUUUCAACGCCAGAGUUGGAAGUGACCAUCAAUCAUGGAAUGGAGUCAUAGGUGCACAUGGUAUUGGAAAAUGUAACAGGAACGGUCUUCUACUGCUGCAAACAUGCUCUGAAUUUGACCUACUCAUCACCAACACGAUAUUCCAACUACCAAAGCGUAAGAAAACGUCAUGGAUGCAUCUUCGUUCACACCACUGGCACUUGAUUGACUAUGUCAUCGUGAGGAGGAGCGACCGGCACGAUGUCAGGGUGACCAAGACUAUGUGUGGUGCUGAAUGUUGGACUGACCAUCGUCUCAUUAUCUACAAACUUAGCAUCCAAAUUAAGCCUAGCAGACACCCACAAGGACAAAGACAUGUCAAGCAUCUUAACAUCACUCGCCUACAACAGGAACACACCAGGCUGGCAUUUGUUGAGGCUUUAGACCAUCACCUGGAGUCUCUAAGCUUCAAGCAUACUGACGUUGAGGCAGACUGGACUGCUCUCAAGACCGUGCUGCAUUCUACAGUCCUUGAAUCACUUGGUGUUCCAUUAUGUACACAUCAAGACUGGUUUGAUGAGAACGAUGCAGAAAUCAGAGCACUCCUUGACGAAAAACAUCACCUGCAUAAAGCAUAUCGCAGGAUUGUUCAGCAGAGACUCAGAGUCAUGCAAGAUGCCUGGCAGUGCGCAAAAGCUGUGGAGAUUCAAUCCUACACUGACAGUAACAACACCAACACCAAACACUACAGCACGGUCCUCAAUCAGCCAUCAUGCAUAAAUAAGGAGGCAAUUGCGAGAUUGCCUCAAGUUGAAAUAAAGCAGUCCUUGGCUGUUCUACCAUCCAUUGAGGAAAUCAGCAAAGCCUUAACACUUCUCUCAUCAGGCAAAACUCCAGGGUCCGAUGCCAUUCCAGCAGAAAUCUACAAGGCUGGAGGGCCUCGCUUAGUCGAGAAACUGACCGACCUCUUCCAGGCUAUGUGGAAAUUAGAAGCCGUUCCCCAAGGAGUCCAAGGAUACUACUAUAAUCAAUCUAUAUAAAAGGAAAGGACUUCUGAACUGC